AUGGAUGUGGCCAUCGGGCUGCUGGGGCUGCUGACGGUUCUGCUGGAGGGCAGCUCCGGGCAGGGGGUGUACGCCCCCCCCACCGUGCGCAUCGUGCACUCGGGCCUGGCGUGCAACAUCGAGGAGGAGCGCUACUCGGAGCGGGUCUACACCAUCCGCGAGGGCGAGACGCUGGAGCUGACCUGCCUGGUCACGGGCCAUCCUCGGCCACAGAUCAGGUGGACCAAAACAGCAGGAAGUGCCUCUGACAGAUUUCAAGACUCGAGCGUCUUCAAUGAAACCCUGAGGAUAGCCAACAUCCAGCGACACCAAGGAGGCCGCUACUACUGCAAGGCCGAGAACGGCUUGGGCUCGCCGGCCAUAAAGUCCAUACGAGUGGACGUGUACUAUUUGGAUGACCCGAUAGUGACAGUCCACCAGAGCAUAGGGGAAGCAAAGGAGCAGUUUUACUAUGAGAGAACUGUGUUUCUCAGGUGCGUUGCCAACUCCAAUCCGCCUGUUCGGUACAGCUGGAGACGCGGCCAGGAGGUACUGCUGCAAGGCUCUGAUAAAGGAGUUGAGAUCUACGAGCCCUUCUUUACACAGGGGGAAACGAAGAUCCUGAAGCUGAAGAACCUCCGACCUCAGGACUACGCGAAUUACAGCUGCAUCGCCUCGGUGAGGAAUGUCUGCAGCAUUCCCGACAAGAUGGUGUCCUUCCGACUCUCUAACAAAACAGCAUCCCCUUCAAUUAAGCUUCUUGUGGACGACCCAAUAGUGGUGAACCCUGGGGAGGCGAUCACCUUAGUCUGUGUGACAACAGGAGGGGAGCCAGCCCCCAGCCUGACGUGGGUGAGGUCCGCCGGCGUCCUGCCCGAGAAGACGGUCCUCAACGGCGGCACACUGACGAUACCUGCCAUCACAUCGGAAGAUGCUGGCACAUACAGUUGUGUCGCCAAUAACAAUGUUGGAAACCCUGCAAAAAAGUCCACCAACAUCAUUGUAAGAGCCUUAAAAAAAGGACGUUUCUGGAUCACCCCUGACCCAUACCAUAAAGACGACAAUAUCCAGAUUGGGCGAGAGGUGAAAAUCUCCUGCCAGGUGGAAGCCAUCCCUUCGGAAGAGCUGACAUUCAGCUGGUUCAAAAACGGACGCCCCUUGCGAAGCUCCGAACGGAUGGUCAUCACACAGACUGACCCCGACGUGUCGCCUGGCACCACGAACCUGGACAUCAUUGACUUGAAAUUCACAGACUUUGGGACAUACACGUGUGUGGCGUCUCUGAAAGGAGGCGGCAUAUCGGAUAUCAGCAUUGAUGUCAACAUCUCCAGCAGUACGGUCCCACCCAAUUUGACCGUUCCUCAAGAAAAGUCCCCCCUGGUCACUCGGGAAGGGGACACGAUCGAGCUGCAGUGCCAGGUGACAGGAAAGCCCAAGCCCAUCAUCCUGUGGUCCCGAGCCGACAAAGAGGUCAUGAUGCCGGACGGGGCGAUGCAGACGGAGAGCUACGAUGGCAUCCUGAGGAUCGUGAACGUGUCCAGGGAGAUGACAGGAACCUACAGGUGCCAGACCAGUCAGUACAAUGGGUUUAACGUGAAACCCAGGGAAGCCUUAGUACAGCUCAUCGUGCAGUACCCCCCCGCCGUGGAGCCGACCUUCCUGGAGAUUCGGCAGGGCCAGGGCCGGAGCAUCACCAUGAGCUGCCGGGUGCUGAGGGCAUACCCGACACGGGUGCUGACCUACGAGUGGCGGCUGGGCAGCAAGCUGCUGCGCACGGGCCAGUUUGACGUGCAGGACUCCACCGAGUACACCGUCAGCAGCCUCUCCCGCGACACCUACGGCAUCUACAACUGCAACAUCAUCAACGAGGCGGGUGCCGGCCGCUGCAGCUUCCUCGUCACAGGCAAAGCCUAUGCCCCCGAGUUCUACUACGACACUUACAACCCCCUGUGGCAGAACAGACCCCGUGUUUACUCCUACAGCCUCCAGUGGACCCAGAUGAACCCCGACGCUGUGGACCGCAUCCUUGCCUAUCGCCUAGGGAUCAGGCAGGCUGGACAACAGCGUUGGUGGGAGCAGGAAAUUACAGUGAAUGGAAACAUUCAAAAGGGAGAAUUAAUUACCUACAACCUCACUGAGCUGAUCAAGCCAGAGGCAUAUGAAGUCCGACUAACACCCAUCACCAGAUUUGGGGAGGGGGACUCAACCAUUCGGGUCAUCAAGUAUAGUGCUCCAGUAAAUCCACACCUACGAGAGUUCCACUGUGGCUUUGAGGACGGUAACAUUUGCCUUUUCACUCAAGACGAUACAGACAAUUUUGACUGGACAAAGCAAAGCACUGCCACCAGAGACACAAAAUAUACCCCCAACACUGGGCCAAAUGCAGAUCGGACUGGCUCCAAGGAAGGUUUCUACAUGUACAUCGAAACAUCGCGCCCCAGGCUGGAAGGAGAAAAGGCCAGACUUGUCAGUCCCGUUUUCAGUGUUGCUCCAAAGAAUCCUUAUGGAGCUACGAACACAGCCUACUGUUUUAGCUUCUACUACCACAUGUAUGGACAGCACAUAGGAAGCCUGAACGUUUACCUGCGGUUGAAAGGACAGACCACGAUAGAGAACCCAUUGUGGUCUUCAAGUGGAAAUAAGGGCCAGCAUUGGAACCAAGCCCGCGUUAAUAUAAACCCCCCGACUUCAUUUCAGCUCAUAUUUGAAGGGAUCCGGGGCCCAGGCAUUGAAGGUGACAUUGCUAUCGACGAUGUAUCAAUUGUGGAAGGAGAGUGUAUGAAGUCCGACCAGCCGGCCAACAAUUUACGAUCAGGUGCUGUUGGGACAUUAGCGCAUAUACGACUUAUCCCAGUUAUCAUCCUCAUGUCUGUCUUAAGUCAUCAGAGGUGACCUUAUCCUGGCAGAGGCUACAAAAGAUUCACCAGGCACUGGCAUGAAGAAAGAGUCUUUGUAAAAUGGACAUUUAAAAACAAACUACCAAAGAUUCCUCCACUGACUGACUCAAAAGUUAAAUAAAUACAUAAUAAAUAAAAAAAAAUUAAAAAGCACUGGGGACAUAAAAGGCAUCACAGGAGUGUAACUCACUAUGAACCAUGCGUGAGAACGAGAUCUGGCCUAAGUAAGGAAGAGACCUUCAGGUGCUUUUGUGGUCAAUAAUGAAUACAGCAUCAUCUGGUUGAACUCUCGGAAAAGAGCUAUAGAAACCCUUGUCAAAGCACAAAGUCAUGGCUGGUUUUGUUUCAAAUGAAUAGUUUGCUUGUUACCAUGGAAACCUAAUGGCCUGCCAAAAAAAAAAAAAAAAAGGAAAAAAAUGGAGAGAGAGAGGAAAUAAUAAAAAUAAAACACAGAGAGAGAAACACCUCACUGUAAACAGGGUAUGUGAAGAGCUGGCAUUCAUUUUCCCUUCAAGAAGGUUUUUAGCAUAGAGUUAAAUAAAUGUAGGCCCUUUUGCCUUUGGCUGUCACUUCCCCUAGAGAAUAACCCUAAAUCAGAGCUGUUUUAAGACAUUUAUGUUUCAUUUCUCAUGGCUAUGCUUGAUAACUGUAUGCUGUCUCCUUUUGCAUGCAUUACUAUCCAGGAUGUGCGACCUGGGCUUACAUAUUACACAGGCUUAUCGGAGCUUG
Messenger RNA from Cygnus atratus (black swan), 3605 nucleotides. It is a transcript of the gene MDGA2, whose product is annotated as MAM domain containing glycosylphosphatidylinositol anchor 2. Lineage: Eukaryota; Metazoa; Chordata; Aves; Anseriformes; Anatidae. The record is from RefSeq and is a predicted model, not a curated record. Gene Ontology annotation, molecular function: protein binding. Gene Ontology annotation, cellular component: plasma membrane. Gene Ontology annotation, biological process: homophilic cell-cell adhesion. The transcript has 17 exons. Bases 1 to 2871 code for a protein of 956 amino acids.